Molecule: messenger RNA, 1504 nt
Organism: Spodoptera litura
Lineage: Eukaryota; Metazoa; Arthropoda; Insecta; Lepidoptera; Noctuidae
Gene: 6pgl
Product: 6-phosphogluconolactonase
Biological process (GO): pentose-phosphate shunt; carbohydrate metabolic process
Molecular function (GO): 6-phosphogluconolactonase activity
Source: RefSeq, a predicted model, not a curated record
AAAAGAAAUGACAUUUCAGAUCAGAAUUUAUUCUAACUUAACCUAAUUUCGGUUCGUUGUUUAAAACUUGAUAUUAUUCAAAUAAAAUACUUAUUCGAAAAUGACUACAAUUGUUGUAAACGAUGAACAAGAGCUUAUAACGAAGAUAGCUUCUAAAAUCGAGAAGAUAGCUAACGAUGCCAUUGAGAAUCGCGGAAAGUUUUACGUCGGGUUUUCAGGUGGUUCCGUGUUAAACUACCUCUGUGAGUGCCUCCAAACUGUGGACACUGACUGGUCAAGCUGGGUUGUGGCAUUCUGUGAUGAACGUUUGGUGCCUGAGAACGAUGAUGACUCCACCUUUGGCACCUACAAGAGAGAACUGAUUCCUAAGACGAAGCUGGUUGAGCAGCAGUUCAUAAAGAUAAAGCAAGGCGUUUCAGCCGAAGCAGCUGCACAGGAUUAUACAGAGAAGUUGACCAAGGCGUUUGGCAGUGAAGACUUCGUGUUUGACCUGCUUCUGCUUGGCAUGGGACCUGAUGGACAUACAUGCUCCCUGUUCCCUGGACAUCCUUUACUGGAUGAAACCAAGUUGAAGGUGGCUCCCAUCACUGACUCGCCCAAGUUCCCACCGGAGAGGAUCACACUCACUUUCCCCACUAUAAACAAAGCUAGGAACUGUUUGUUUGCGAUCUGUGGCUCGAGCAAGGCGGAAAUGAUUCAACGCAUCCUGAAGGACAACGACGAAUCGGUGCCGGCGCGCAGAGUGAAGCCUCACAGUGGCUCCCUCUACUGGGUGCUCGACCAACACUCCGCUAAGAACUUGUAGACGCUUAUACAAGAACGUAUUGCCCUAUACAUACAAUAAUAAUAGUCUAUACUAUACACAGUAGGUGUAUAUGUAAUACCUAUUUAGUAGGUAGAAUUUAUAUAAAAGUUGUUAUGCGAAAACUGACGUCAUGCAUACACCAAGUCAUUUUAAACUUUAUACCAUUUUAAUACUAAAAACACAUCUUCAAUCCUGGAUACUCUUGAUUCAACAGAGAGUUUAUCAAAGUCGGUCUAGCUGUUUAAGAGUCCCGAUGUCGCACGACAGAUAGACAUGGUAAACUUAUAUCUAAAACCUCUUAGUUUUUACGUCGUAGUUUAAAUUUUUUGAACGAAACGAUUUCGUUUUAACUCCAAACAUCUAAUUUCAAUGAAAUAAUUCGAUAUAAUAUUUAUUUAUUGAAGGCUGCUUACAAUUGUAUCGCCGAUGUAUUGUUUUUUAAGAGAAAUGACUAUUUUGGCUUCAAGAGUAACAAUAAAGAAUUUGAGUUAUAAAAAAACUAAGAGUUUAUAGUACAAAUUAGAAAAAUAUAUAAAUGAAUCGUAGUUAUGUACUGAGACCUAAUCAUUCCAACAAAAUAUAUAAAAAAUAGAAUCUCUAAGUUUUUUUAAUUUAACUAUUUUCGGAGAAAACAAAGCAUUUAUUAACGUUCCAUUACAUUCCUGUACACUGAUACUAUUAAUAAAUAUUUUGAGGGUA